Zonotrichia leucophrys gambelii is the source of this 1921-nucleotide messenger RNA. RefSeq names its product POC5 centriolar protein (gene POC5). Bases 56 to 1642 code for a protein of 528 amino acids. The transcript is spliced from 13 exons. Gene Ontology annotation, cellular component: centrosome. The record is from RefSeq and is a predicted model, not a curated record. Lineage: Eukaryota; Metazoa; Chordata; Aves; Passeriformes; Passerellidae.
AACCGUCGGGGCCGAGUGCGGCGCGGCCGGGGCCCGCAGACUUACUUUGUGCAGAAUGUCAUCUGAUGAGGAGAAAAACACAAGUCCAGUUUUCCCAAAUGACUUUGUUCAGGACAGUUCUGUUUCUUCAGAUCCUCAGGAUGAAUAUGAAGAGCUGUUUCGUUAUACUGUAGUGACUCCGAAGUUUGAGCAGUGUGUCUCAAAGUUUCCUGAACCUGCCUCGGAAAAGAGACCAUCUGAAAGAAUUUACAGGUUAACAGGUUAUGCCACUCACCAUAAUACUCCAGUCUCAACAUCAGUGAAGCAGGCCGAUAUGGAACAACCUGCUCUUCCAGAAACAACUUCCACACAUGGUCCAGGAGAAGUCAGCAAAACCACAGUGACUGAAUUAACUUCACCAGAUGGAAAAGUCACUCAAAUAGAAAAUAUAGUUGAUCUCUGGAGUGGAAAUCUUAAGACGAAUAUUCUGACUGAACUGAAAACUUGGGAACUUAAUUUGAUUCAACAACACAAGCUUCAAAUGAGACAAGAGAAAGAGAAACAUGACACACAAGUGAAACAACUGCAGAAUGAGAUGGAAAACCUGAAAGAGUUACUUCGUACUUAUGAAAUCUCUAUUAGCAGGAAAGAUGAGGUAAUUACUAACUUGACCCAAGCAUUAGAAAAGCAAAAGGAGAGAGUAGCGUUGAUGAGAAAGUUUACACUGUGGCGGAUUCAGCAUGUUAAAGCCAAACAAGAGGAAUAUGCAAUUAGAAUGGCAGAUAAACAUUUCCAGACAGUUUUGAUGAAGAAAGUGUGGGCUGCAUGGCGCUCUGUUAGUGAAGAAAAAUGGAAAGACAAAGUAGCAAGGGCCUGUCAGUUAAAGGCAGAAGAUGUAUGUGUUCAGCUCACCAAUGAUUUUGAAGCAAAAAUUGCAGAGUUAACUGCUGCUUUGGAACUGACAAGAUCUGAGCUUCUGCAACUGCAUAGUGAAAGAGAUCAGUAUGAGGACACGAUGAAGAAGGCCUUUAUGCGUGGUGUAUGUGCUUUGAAUCUGGAAGCAAUGACCAUGUUUCAAAGCAAGGACAGUAGGCCAGAUCCUGAUACAGGAAGCAGGAGAAAUGAUCAUGCAACCACUGGUGCAGGAAGGCCACCUCCUUCACAAUAUAAUCAACCCUCACCACCACCUCCACCAGCAGCUGCUGUUCAGGUGGAAAACAUGUUUUGUUGCCACCUGGCUCAUGCAAGCACUCCUGAGACCAGGCUAGAUUCUGAUUCUCCAGUUAUCAUCACUAGCACAACAUCAGGAUCUGGUGUGACAUCAACGCAAAAACUGUCCAUGCCAAAAGUAAUAACAUCUGCACAACAGAAAGCAGGAAGAACAAUCACUGCUCGAAUCACAGGCCGAGCUGAUAUGGGACAAAAAUCCAGAGCUUCUGGAAGUUUAGCAGUGAUGGGAGUUGCUCCACCCAUGAGUUCAGUUAUUGUUGAGAAGCAUCAUCCAGUCACUCAGCAAACCAUAUCACAAGCCAUGGCUGCUAAGUAUCCUCGAACUGUGCUUCAUUCUUCUGGCUCUACCUUUGCAAGACCUGCAGGACAAGCUGGGCGAGUGCUUCAGAGCCAAACUCAUACCAGUGUUCAGUCAAUAAAAGUUGUUGACUGACUGACUAUCUUUCUCACCAGUAGGGCUUUUUAAUCAAGCCUCAGCCCUCAGGAAUGCAGUCCCAACAAGGAGAAAGUGUCCUCCACCCCUGCCCUGGCCACAGCUCCCAGCACCAGCAGGGAGCUCAGCAUGGCACUGCACUCUCAGAGAGGACACUGUAAUGUGCUCUGUAUCAACUUACCAGCUAAAGGCUGAAGUCCUGCUUCCACCAGAUCUUCAUACAGAUGUUUAACAGGAUUCUGAUGAGCCAGCAAUGUACCAUGUAACCAGAUGAGCAAC